Molecule: messenger RNA, 1843 nt
Organism: Engraulis encrasicolus (European anchovy)
Lineage: Eukaryota; Metazoa; Chordata; Actinopteri; Clupeiformes; Engraulidae
Exons: 4
Coding region: 168-1478 (436 amino acids)
Cellular component (GO): membrane
Source: RefSeq, a predicted model, not a curated record
UCCAAUGCUGCCGUUGUCUCUUCCUUAUACUGCCUGCCGUGAUGGAGCCCUUCUACUCCCACCAUUCCACAGGACAUUCCCCAGAUGACUCACUGACCCUUUGGACGCCUGACCCUUGAACCCUGGCUCUGUUUUUUUUUUUUUUUUAACCAGAGAGUUCUACCCUCAUGGAGCACGACCGCACCCCAACCUCUCCGGCUCCAGACCCCGUCCCUGGGGUUGCCCUGGGGCCUGCUCUCCAGGUGCCAGUGGAACCUGAGGACCGCCUCCCAGGAGCAGGAUGUGUCAGCCAGGGCACUUUAGGACUCGAGAACCCCCUUCCUGGGCAUGGACCUGUCCCCCAGGAGGUAACUGAACCAGAGGAUGUCCCCUGCCGCAGGAUGCAUCCCGGCACCCUGCCUUCACACCCUGCUCACGAGGUGGAGCACAUCCAGACCGCCUGUCCAAUCCUCGACUCGGACAACGGACAGAUACACAGACCUGCGGAUGAUGACAAUAUGAGCCAUGCAGAGAGUCGACAAAUGGCUCAGAAUAUGAACGUUUCUGACUGUCAGCAAACGACAAGUGGUAUGGACAAUUCAGACCAACUGCCAUCAACAGCUCAUGGAGUUGCAGAUGCAGAGAAUCAGCAGCAAGCAUCUCAUCACAACAUGAACGACACAGCCAGCAUCCACACCGCUCACAGCAUCCUGGACUCAGAGAGCCAGCGAUUGGCUCAUGGCAUGAUGGACACUGACAGCCUCCAAACGGCUCACGCCAUGACCGACCUGGACAGCCUCCGCCACAUGGCCCGCCCCUUUGACACGGACAGCACCCUGACCAACCAGAUGGCAUACGACAGCGCCAGCAACCGCACCAUCAACCCCUCCACCUCGGACACGGACAGCAACUACACCAUACACCCCCCCUACCCGCUGCACGCGCACCAUCCGCUCAUAGGUGUGGAUGGGGGCGUGGGGGGGUCGGAGGGUGGUGCGGUGCCCACCACCAGUCACGCUACAGACUCGGCACACGGCUCGGAGGACCCCCCGCCCUACAGCCCCCCCGACCCCAAGAUGGCGUACCUCAUCUACCCCCCCGGCAUGCCGCCUCAUUACUCAGGCCAGCCCGUCAUCGCCUGCCAGCCCUCCCCAAACUCGCCCGGCUUCUACCAGCCACAGUUCAUGCCCUCCCCCAACUACAACCCCUAUGCCAUAUACAUGAACGGCUCGUCUAUAGGGGAGGAGCCGCUGCCCCAGACGCUGCCCAAGGACUACCUGGUGGAGUCCCUCCUCGUCACCAUCUUCUGCUGCAUCAUGAGCGGCCUCAUCGCAGUCAUGUACUCAUACGAGACGCGUGCAGCUCUGGCGCGCGGCGACAUCCGAGGGGGCGAGCGGGCGUCCCAGAAGGCGCGCUUCCUGGUCAUGUUCAGCCUGAUGUUCGGCGUCUUCGUCUGUGUGGGGUGGAUCAUCUAUGCCGUCAUCGCUUUGUGUGUGUAAAUGGCCAUCCCAUCUCCUCUUUCUAUGAUCACAUCAUGCAGUCAUCAUUGACUAUCGCUGUAAAAACACAACUGAUGAUGAUUACAGUUCUCAAAUGAGUUGAGUUAAUACCGGUCUUUGUUUCAAAUAAUGUAAUGUAAGAGUUUCCUGCAGUUCCUGAGUCAUUCAUGUGUGUGAAUAUGAUACUGUACAUGAGCAUCUCUCCUCUGUACAUUGCAAGAAGGUAAAACUUAUUUGAAAAAUGGUGGAAUUGUGUUCCUCCAAAGGAGUUGAGAAAAUGUUCUGUUUCAAGUAACAUUGAUGCAAGUGAACACAGUGUGACAAGCAACUUGAACACAGUGUGACAAGCAACUUGAACACAGUGU